Messenger RNA from Cheilinus undulatus (humphead wrasse), 548 nucleotides. RefSeq names its product CD59 glycoprotein-like. Lineage: Eukaryota; Metazoa; Chordata; Actinopteri; Labriformes; Labridae. The coding region runs from base 102 to 425 and encodes 107 amino acids. The transcript has 4 exons. The record is from RefSeq and is a predicted model, not a curated record.
UUAGCUCAUUUUAUUCUUGCCGCUGUUAUAAAAGCCUCCUUCUCCUGAGCUUAUUGCCAUUUUCUUCAUAUUCACAGGUGUUACACCAUAUUUCUGUCACAAUGAGGAGCUCUGUGGUGUUUCUCUUGGCUGUCAGCUUUGCCAUGUUUGGAUUUGGCGCCUCUCUGCAGUGUCACUCCUGCCCUGGUGGCUCCUCCAGCGACUGUGAAGUCAAACAAGAGUGCAACCAAGGCGAGGACAGCUGCCUCAAACUCACUAGUGGAGGUAACACUUACUCUUCAUGUCUGAGGUACGCUGACUGUGACUUCAUGACUCUGGCUGUCCGUUACUCUCUCCCUGACUUCACCUUCUCCUGCUGUCAGUCCGAACUCUGCAAUGGUCCGGAGAAAAGUUUCCUGCAGAAAAUAAAGGAAUUCAUUGGUUGAGAAAUGAAAAAAAUAAAAAAAGUCUCAAACUUUUUAGUUUCAGUAUGUCGAUGUUUUAUAGAGAAGUGACAUCUUAAUAAACAACUGCUGAGCUUUGACAAAAAUAAAGACAUAUUAAAUGGA